CGAAUUUGCUUACACUAAGCAAGCGUUCUGCAUUAGAAUGAAGGAUGGAAGGUCAAAAUGUUAAAUCUGGAUUCAUAGCUGUGCAUCUGGCCAUUCAUUUCCAGUUUUGCUAGAGUGCGUACAUGUAUUACACCCCCAGAAUUGUGGGGUUCGUCAUCCGCUGUGCUCCCAUGAGCGCGCCAGAUGACGACAUGAAUAUGGCUGGAUACUACAGCACAGCAAGGAUCUUUCAAGGAUAGCCAAGACCCACAUUGUGCUGGGUAAAUAGGGCCCACAUGCCUGUAGUUCCAGCAUGUCUAGUAUGCAUUGCCAUGAAAAUGAUACAUGACAGAUGUUGUGCCCUGGAUGUGGUUUCUGCAGCUGUUGCCAUCCUAGAGGAUAGUCCAUUCACCAAUGCAGGUAUUGGAUCCAACCUUAAUCUGUGCGGGAAUGUGGAAUGCGAUGCUAGCAUCAUGGAUGGGAGAAGUCUGCAGUAUGGUGCUGUAGGAGCAUUAUCUGGUGUGCAGAAUCCUAUUAAAGUGUGCAGAGCACUCAUUCAGGAACAGAUGAAGGGACCAUUGUCUUGUGGCAGAAUUCCACCUUGUGUUUUGGUAGGUAAUGGGGCACUGCAGUGGGCACGGAACUACGGCAUUCAGGAGACGACAACCAGCUCACUGCUGACAAAGAGCACCCUCUCUGCCUACCGCAAACAUAAGAGGAGAUUGUCGGCGGUGGACCAGAACUCUUCAAAGAAACGUGACACGAGUGACAACCAUAUCCAACCUCCCUGCCUGGUUGUUGACAGUUUGCCAUCCGAUGGUGUUAGUUGCAUAGAUUCCUUGUUAGAUACUGUGGGCGCGGUGUGUGUGGAUGCAAGCGGCAACGUUAGCAGUGCUGUGUCUAGUGGGGGUAUCGCCCUCAAACACCCGGGCAGAGUUGGUCAGGCAUCAAUGUAUGGGUGUGGUUGCUGGGCCCAGAAUGGGACCAAAGAUGACCGGCCAUCCGUGGCCUGUUCUACGUCGGGCUGUGGGGAGCACCUCAUGAAAACCUUGCUAGCCAAGGAGUGCUGCAGAAGUGUGCUAGGCUCGGGCGAUUGCUCCGCCAUGGCUGUGCAGAGGACCUUCAGGGAAGGAUUCAUAGAAUCGCCCUUUCUGGCGUCAGUUGACGAAAAACUUGGGGGCGCCCUUGUAUUGAGCCAUCACCAUGACGAGGGAGUGGAACUAGUGUGGGCACACACUACAGAGACAAUGUGUCUGGGUUACAUGAGUUCAGUCUCCAGUACUCCAAAGUUUCAGCUGUCCAGUUUACCUGCCUCUGCCACGUCAGGGAAAUCUCUUCAAGUACAAGGGGUUAACUUCAAGCAACCUCCGUAGAUGGAAGGCAGGUAAUUGAACAGGGUAUUUUAAGUCAAGCACUUUGCCUUUGCACUUUAUUCUUUUCAGGGGGGGGAGGAUUGGAAUGUUGUCCAUUAUCACCCUCAUUAUUAAAAACUUAUCUCUAUUUGGCCGGACUUGAAGUUUUCAUAGGUUGAGCUGGAGAAUGCUCAGAAUGGAAAAUUAUAAGAGUGAGAUUAGCAAACUGAUAUAACCCUGCUGCUCACUGCACUUUUGCUUUCCCUGUACAAAUCAAAGUUUCUUGACUUGUAAUUGGUUGUUCAUAGUUCUAGAUUUAGAUGAUGCCUGAAUGUUGUGCUAAAAUCUUCAACCCUCGUAAACAUCAUCAGACCUUUUUGUUCUCAUUUAUCAUCCCCAACAUGUUGUCUAUCCCAGGCAUAAACUACUUUGUAAUUGCCCCUUCAAAUCGUGUAUUUGUAUGUUUUGUUGAGUUCAUUCUUUGGGAUUUAUACAAACAUGGACCUUAAGCCAUUCAUACAUGCAAUGAAAGAUAACUUGUUGCAGAUGUUCUGGAUGUAGUUUUUGAUCUUUGCUAAAGCAGAUGUGGGAGCUUGGGGCAGUUCGACACUUCAGCCUUGGAGGUAGGCUGAGGGUUUUCCGUUUAUUUUUAAAAACAAUAAUAUAUUCUUUUUCAUUUUAUGCAUUAAUUUCAUAAUUUGUCGAAGAAUUGACAACAUUUAUGUGAUUCAAUUUUAAGACUCUUUAGUUAGAAGGUGUGACGUGCAAAACUGAAUAUGAAAUGGCCACUGAAAUGGUUAUUCUUUGAUAUGGUGCCAACCAUCUUCAUCAACCCUUUGGUGUGCAGAGGGAAACUGAGUGAAAGUUUAAUCAAGUUUACCCUUGGCAAAAUAAAAAUCCUGUUUAGAUUAAAUUACAAAAUGA
Molecule: messenger RNA, 2255 nt
Organism: Acanthaster planci (crown-of-thorns starfish)
Lineage: Eukaryota; Metazoa; Echinodermata; Asteroidea; Valvatida; Acanthasteridae
Gene: tasp1
Product: taspase 1
Biological process (GO): protein maturation
Cellular component (GO): cytoplasm
Molecular function (GO): threonine-type endopeptidase activity
Source: RefSeq, a predicted model, not a curated record